AAGAGUGGAACGGCCUCGACGGUGCUUGGACUCACAGAUUUUUAAAAGAAGCAGAAGUUCUUAAUCCGAAUGAUUUCGAAACUAUAAAGAGGAAGGUGGAUUCUGAACGUUCGAAAAAUGGCUUACAGACCUAUUGGGAGGGAAUUUCAGUGAAACGCACUCAUGUUCUUGGAAGUCUUAGUCUUUUAGACGAAGCAGGAAAAUAUAAUGCUGAAGAUCUCUUAUCUGAAGGAUUUUCAGACUCUUUCCCUGUUGACGUGCCGUCCACAUCUAAACGUGCUCCUGAUAGCAAGGGUUUAAUUCCUCAGAGGACUAAAAAGGUUAAAAUUCCUAAUGAAGAUGAAUCUCUGAAAAGCACGGAACAACAAUUGCAAAAUGCUGGAGAUCAUAAUACACCACCCCCUCCUUACAAUAGUAAUAAACGCAAUGUUGGAUUAAAUCAACAUGUUUUGGAUGAUUUGGAAGAAAGCGAUACAGAAAUUGACAUAACACAAGAUAAUGAAGAAAUCAGAAACCUUACGGAGAAGAAGAACAUCCGCAAUAAAUUACUUGCAAUUUUAACCGCUCAAAAAAAAAAAAAUGAACACACAAUCUGGAAAAAACUUCUGUCAUCAAUAUGCCUCAACGGAAUCUUAGAUUUCUCUGACGAUGAGAUGCGCAAGAAAUUAAAGGGUCUUUGA
Messenger RNA from Acaulospora colombiana, 680 nucleotides. The record is from the annotation of a GenBank genome assembly. NCBI's taxonomy places the organism in Eukaryota, Fungi, Glomeromycota, Glomeromycetes, Diversisporales, Acaulosporaceae.